AUGGUGAAUCGCACGGAUCCAGUCGAGUCCAAUCAGUUUGCUACGGCAGCUGAAGUGGAUGGCAUCCGAAGGACAUUGGAUGAAUUCAUGAAAAGCCAGGAGGAGACGAACAACACAGUCAAAGCCUCGCUGGAUCAGCUAUUGAAGCACUUCUCCAACACUCCUGUGCAGGGAGUUCCAACACCAGAGGAUAAAGGGUCAACUGUUAAGGGUAAGGGACAAUUUGCUCAGAAUCAGUACUUUCAGUCAACCCACCCAAACACUAGUAACAUGAACAGACAUCAGAUUAUGCCAACAAAACAUUUUCAGUAUCAGUAUCCUACUAGAAAUCAGUUUAGGGCCGCACAAUUUGAUGAGAUGAGUCACAUGGGGAGAAAUCAAUAUAAUAUUCACCACAACUGGUCCACUCAAGGCCAAUACAUGGACACUGAAGAAUAUGCAGAAGAAGAAUAUGAUUAUGAACAGGAUUGGAUUGACCACCCCUGGAAUGUCCAUGAGAUGGAGGUACCUUUUACAAGGCCUCCAAUGGAUCAGGGAGCUGCUGUUGGAAAAACUCAUCAACCAAAACAGCAAGAGGGCCCUUCACACAAUCAGGAUGGUAUACAUGACAAACAAACCAACAGAGAUUUCCAUAGACCGCUGCCGCCGCAGCAACAGCAGCAGCCGCCCCAACCACAGCAACAACAAUCUCAUCAAUUUGGUUCUCAAAUUCAGCAUCAACAUAGAGCUGUGGCCAGAGGACCCAAACUGCACUUUCCUGAAUUCACUGGUGAAGAUUGUGAUGGGUGGAUUAGGAAAGCUGAGAAAUACUUUGAGCUGGUGGGUAUACCAAAUGAGGAUAGAGUGAGAAUUGCAGUGUUGUAUGUCAGUGGAAAAGCUGAAUAUUGGUGGAGAGGGACAGGUUGCAAUGCUAACACACUACCUUGGCAUCAUUUCUGCAGAAUGGUGGGCGACAGGUUUAACCAAGUCUCUGAAUAUGAAAUUAUUGGACAAUUUCAUAAUCUGAAGCAAGUGGGAUCUGUUGUGGACUAUGUAGACAGAUUUGAGGAAAUGGUCAGCAUGGUAAGAAGAAAUAACCCUGCUUUACCUGACACCUACUAUAUUAGUAGCUUCAUAUCUGGCCUUAAAGAUUAUAUCCAGUAUCAUCUGCAGUGCUACAGACCAACUGCCCUUUCUCAAGCAUAUUGGUAUGCAAAAAGGCUGGAACAGGCCCAACCAACUUUCAAGAAAUUCAGUAAUUUCCCUGGACCAGUCAAAGUACAGAAAAAUUGGUCAAAAGAGAAGGAAAAAGAAGCUUCAAACCCCACAAUAGCUGACCUGAGGGCAGCUGGUAAAUGCUUCAAGUGUAGGGAACCUUGGGUCCCUGGACAUACAAAGGUGUGCAAAGGCAAACAACUCUAUUCAGUGAUACUGGUGCAAAAUGAAGAAGGCAAAGAAGAAGUGGCUGUGAUAGAGGAUGCUGAUCAGGAAGAGGAUGCUGAAUUUCAGGAUGCUGAAAACAUUCCCACCAUUCAAAUAUCUAUGCAUGCCUUGUCUGGUAGCUGCUCCCCAGCAAGCUCAUUUACUUUGAAGUUGCAGAUUGGGAACAAAACUGCCAUUGCACUGGUAGACAGUGGUAGUGAUGCUUCUUUUAUUAAUGCAAAGUUUGCAGUAAAAGCCAAAUGCAAAAUUCAGUCAGUUUCUGAAGUAAAAGUAGCUGCAGCUACUGGUGCUGAAAUGCUAUCUGAAACUGCCUGCCUGAAAUGUCCUUAUUCUAUUCAAGGCCACCAAUUUUCUUCUGACUUCAGACUAUUAGAAGUACGGGGCUAUGAUGUGGUUCUAGGAGCUGAUUGGAUCUAUGAACACAGUCCAGUGGGUCUAGACUUGAAAAGAAGAGAAUUUUCCAUCACUAAGAAUGGCAAUUCAUUGGUUACAUUUACAGAUGAUAUAGCUCAUAGCAGCUCACAGGUGAUAGGUGCUAAAAAGUUCUGCCAACUGAUUAGGAAGAGGGCAGUUGGAGCUGUCAUUGUUCUUAACACCAUCACAACUGAACAGCAAGCGAUUACUGGACCAACACACCCAGAAAUAGAAGCUCUCCUCACUGAGUACAAUGACAUCUUUCAAGAACCAUCCGAGUUACCUCCCAAAAGAUCAAUUGACCAUGCUAUACCACUGAUAGACUCAACUAAGUCUGUUAAUCAGAGAGCUUAUAGGCUUCCUCAUCAUCAGAAAAAUGCUAUGGAGGACAUGAUCAAACAUCUGCUACAAGCUCAAUUGAUCAGACCAAGUGUAAGCCCUUAUUCUUCACCAGUUAUCUUAGUCAAGAAAAAAGAUGGAACAUGGAGAAUGUGUGUUGAUUACCGACUGCUUAACUCAAAUACAGUCAAGAACAAAUACCCCAUUCCAAUUAUUGAGGACCUGCUUGAUGAGUUAUUUGGAGCACAAGUAUUUUCAAAAAUAGAUCUAAGGUCUGGGUAUCACCAAAUAAGGAUGACUGAAGAGGAUAUUUACAAAACUGCUUUCACUACACACAUGGGCCAUUUUGAGUAUGUAGUUAUGCCUUUUGGCUUAACUAAUGCCCCAGCCACCUUUCAGACACUAAUGAACACAAUGCUAGCAGAAUUCUUGAGAAAAUUUGCAUUGGUUUUCUUUGAUGACAUCCUAAUCUAUAGUUCUUCCAUCAAGGACCAUGUAGUUCAUCUAAGAACUGUAUUGGAAAUUCUACGACAAAACAAGCUGUUUGCAAAGCUCAGUAAGUGCACCUUUGCUCAGUCUGAAAUUGAGUAUUUGGGCCAUAUCAUCAGCAAAGAUGGGGUGGCAACUGAACCUUCCAAAUUGGCCAUAAUCAAGCAAUGGCCAGCUCCAGCAACAGUUUCUGACUUGAGAGCUUUCUUGGGGUUAACGGGUUAUUACAGAAGGUUUAUAAAGAAUUAUGGCAUCAUUUGCAGACCUCUGUUCAAUGCUUUAAGAAAAGAUUCCUUUCAAUGGGCAGAACCUCAAGAGGAGGCCUUCCAGCAACUUAAGAAUAUUAUGACAAAUCCACCUGUCCUAGCCUUACCUGACUUCACACAACCAUUUGUAUUAGAGGCUGAUGCAAGUGGCAGCGGCAUAGGAGCAGUUUUGAUGCAACAGGGCAGACCCAUAUCAUUUAUGAGUAGAACAUUGGGACCCAAAGCUUCAGCAGCAUCAACCUAUGAGAAAGAGGCCAUGGCAAUACUGGAAGCACUUAGAAAAUGGAAACAUUAUUUUGCAAGCACUUCACUAAUUAUCAGGACAGACCAACAAAGCCUGAGAUAUAUCCAUGAUCAGAAAAUAGUAGAAGGCAUCCAACACAAACUGUUGGUCAAAUUGCUGGGAUACAACUACAAGAUAGAAUAAAAAAAGGCAAGGACAAUAAAGCUGCAGAUGCUCUAUCAAGAACCACUCAUUCUUCUGAUAUUAUGGCUAUUUCUUGUAUUAUACCAAAAUGGGUGGAAGAAGUCAAUGCCACAUACUUACAGGAUCAAUAUUGUCUAGUUAUGCUGGCUAAGUUGAAUGUGGAUCCACAUGCGGUCCCUAAUUUCUCCCUUGAGAAUGGCAUAAUUAGAAAAAAUGGCAAAAUCUUGAUUGGCUCUUCAGGAAAUUUGAGAACCCAGUUGCUGGAUAACUUCCAUAAAACUGCAUUAGGUGGUCAUUCAGGGGAGAGAGCCACCUACCAACGUCUGAAAUUAAUCUUCUAUUGGCCACAAAUGCACAAGAAUGUCAAAGAUUAUGUGAAAGCUUGUCCUACAUGCCAGAAAAAUAAAUCAGAGAACAUUCCUUAUCCUGGAUUACUGCAGCAACUACCGGUCCCUGACAUGGCCUGGACUCAUAUAUCCAUGGAUUUCAUUGAAGGCUUUCCAAAGUCCAAUCAGAAAAAUGUGAUACUAGUCAUAGUAGACAGGUUCACAAAAUAUGCCCACUUCCUUACACUGAGCCAUCCUUACUCUGUCCAAGAUGUCAUUACAUUAUUUACUGACAAUGUUCUAAAGUUACAUGGUCCUCCUUCAGUAAUUGUAUCUGACAGGGAUAGGAUUUUCACAAGUCAAUUAUGGCAAGCAGUAUUCAAGUCAAUGCAAGUUGAUCUCCAUUUUAGUAGCUCUUACCACCCACAAACUGAUGGGCAGACAGAGAGGGUAAACCAAUGCCUUGAAAAUUAUUUGAGAUGCAUGUGUUUUUGUGCACCAAAGAGAUGGUUUCAUUGGCUCUCAUUAGCAGAAUGGUGGUACAACACUACUUAUCACACCUCUUUGAAUAUGACUCC
This is a messenger RNA of Panicum virgatum (switchgrass), 4261 nucleotides long. RefSeq lists its product as uncharacterized. Lineage: Eukaryota; Viridiplantae; Streptophyta; Magnoliopsida; Poales; Poaceae. The record is from RefSeq and is a predicted model, not a curated record. The coding region runs from base 1 to 3357 and encodes 1118 amino acids. The transcript has a single exon.